UGCACGACUCCGGCGGCGGCGGAACCUGGGGAAACUCCUGCACUUCCCGGCUGUCGGUAUCCGCCCAGCGCCCCUUACCUGUGUCCAGUAUGCCGGGACCAACCCCCAGUGGCACAAACGUGGGCUCCUCGGGACGCUCUCCCAGCAAAGCCGUGGCCGCGCGCGCGGCGGGAUCCACAGUCCGGCAGAGGAAAAAUGCCAGCUGUGGAACCAGGAGCGCAGGCCGGACCACCUCCACGGGCACGGGGGGGAUGUGGCGAUUCUACACUGAGGACUCCCCAGGGCUCAAAGUUGGCCCUGUUCCAGUAUUGGUUAUGAGUCUUCUGUUCAUUGCUUCUGUAUUUAUGUUGCACAUUUGGGGCAAGUACACGCGUUCAUAGAUUCGGCUACAUCCAUCUGUCUGUCAUCUGAAGAAGAAGGAAAAAAAUUCAACAUAUCUUGGACCAAAAGCAUAGAGAUUUUCUGUUCAUGAGAAAAGAAAUUUUCUGUAAGCUUACUAUUUCACAAGCAACUUAAGAAUUGAGUUUAAGAAAUCAAUUUUUUUCUAUGGGUAAUAAACUUUAUAAUUCAUUUAUA
Messenger RNA from Sorex fumeus (smoky shrew), 576 nucleotides. RefSeq names its product SEC61 translocon subunit beta (gene SEC61B). NCBI's taxonomy places the organism in Eukaryota, Metazoa, Chordata, Mammalia, Eulipotyphla, Soricidae. The transcript is spliced from 4 exons. Gene Ontology annotation, biological process: intracellular protein transport. The coding region runs from base 90 to 380 and encodes 96 amino acids. The record is from RefSeq and is a predicted model, not a curated record. Gene Ontology annotation, cellular component: Sec61 translocon complex.